AUGGAGAGUCUCUCACACAUUCCACCCGGUUAUCGAUUCCAUCCGACCGAUGAAGAACUUGUUGACUACUAUCUGAAGAAGAAAGUAGCAUUCCCGGGAAUGCAAGUUGAUGUUAUCAAAGAUGUUGAUCUCUACAAAAUCGAGCCAUGGGACAUCCAAGAGUUAUGUGGGAGAGGGACAGGAGAAGAAAGGGAAUGGUACUUCUUUAGCCACAAGGACAAGAAAUAUCCAACAGGGACUCGAACCAAUAGAGCAACGGGUUCGGGAUUUUGGAAAGCAACGGGCCGAGACAAGGCCAUAUACUCGAAGCAAGAGCUUGUCGGGAUGAGGAAGACUCUUGUAUUUUACAAAGGCCGAGCCCCAAAUGGUCAGAAAUCCGAUUGGAUAAUGCACGAAUACCGUCUAGAGACCGACGAAAAUGGACCACCUCAUGAGGAAGGAUGGGUGGUUUGUCGCGCUUUCAAGAAGAAACUAACCGCAAUGAAUUAUAACAAUCCAAGAACCAUGAUGGGAUCAUCAUCAUCGGGCCAAGAAUCUAAUUGGUUCGCACAACAACAAAUGGAUGUGGCUAAUGGUAAUUACUACCACCUUCCUGAUCUAGAGAGUCCAAGAAUGUACCAAGCCUCAUCCUCAUCAUCAUUAUCAUCAUUACAUCAUAAUGAUCAUGACCCUUAUGGUGUUGUACUAAACACUAUCAACGCAACACCACCCACACUAAUGCAACGAGACGAUGAAGGAGAUCAAAAUGGUCAUGUGAUUGCCAAUGAUGAUGACCAUAUGAUCAUGAUUAACACAAGUACUGCUGAUCAUCAUCAUCACCAUAACCACCAAUCAGGAUUACUACAUAAUGAUGAUCAUAAUGAUCAAGUGAUGGAUUGGCAAACUCUUGACAAGUUUGUCGCUUCUCAGCUAAUCAUGAGCCAAGAAGAGGAAGAAGUCAACAAAGAUCCAUCAGAUAAUUCUUCGAAUGAAACAUUUCAUCAUCUCUCUCAAGAGCAAGCAACAAUGGCUUCGAUGAAUAUUGCCUCUUCCUCUUCUUCUCCAUGCUCCUUCUACUCUUGGGCCCAAAAUACACACACGUAA
This is a messenger RNA of Microthlaspi erraticum, 1083 nucleotides long. Lineage: Eukaryota; Viridiplantae; Streptophyta; Magnoliopsida; Brassicales; Brassicaceae. The record is from the annotation of a GenBank genome assembly.